Haliotis rufescens (red abalone) is the source of this 4934-nucleotide messenger RNA. RefSeq names its product cilia- and flagella-associated protein 70-like. Gene Ontology annotation, molecular function: protein binding. The record is from RefSeq and is a predicted model, not a curated record. Bases 111 to 3545 code for a protein of 1144 amino acids. Gene Ontology annotation, biological process: cilium assembly; cilium movement. Gene Ontology annotation, cellular component: motile cilium; extracellular exosome. The transcript is spliced from 30 exons. Lineage: Eukaryota; Metazoa; Mollusca; Gastropoda; Lepetellida; Haliotidae.
GGAAGUGGAUUUCUUUUUGACCGGAAACGCGCUUGUAGCUCUACAGUCGCCUAGUAACUACGGAAGCUCGGUACUCUGGCGAGAUUGUUUAAGUUGGCAUAGAUAACAAAAUGGCUGAGCCUGAACCCCCUCACAUUCGGCCCCCAGAGCCCAUCACGAUUGCCGUGCACAGGGCGAGGAAUCUGAAGGGACAGAAGGGAGACACAGUGAAUGCUAUGAUCAAAGUGGAGUUCGGAGAGAGGAGUUUAGGAGAAUCUCCCAAAGUUGACUGUACAGCCGAUACCCCAGCAGAAUUCAACUACAAUGCAGCUCUCAACUGUACAUACGAGGACCCGAUAGUGCUGGAUGAGAUAGCACACAAGCCUGUUGUCUUGACGGUGAUCGAGGUCCUGCCGAAGGAGAGGAAACAGAAGGAGGAGAAGACCAUCUUGCUGGGCCAGUGCACCGUGGAUCUCCUGCCUCUUGUCAAAGGAGAAGUGAAGCAAAAGUACACGCUGAUGGUGAACCCCCUCCCUGGCUCCCCAUUGGAGCAGCUGUCCCCCGAAAGCUUGAGGCCUGAGGUGGACGUGACUAUCUCCGUCAAUGACCCGCUGCUGGACGAGAACCAACUGAAAGAUGGAAAUCUGUUGACCAUCACCAUGGAAACGCUGUACUCUCCUCCCGAGAACUGGCUCCUCACGGGUCAACAAUACUACUACGCUUCCACACUGCCCAUCCCUAUCACAUCGGAGAAGGAGUCGACCAUCGUGUUCCCCCACGGCCAGCUCAAGCCCGGCACAGACAAGGAGAUACCUAACAAACAGAAGAAGUGGGCGUCGCCCGGGCAGGCGCAGGGGAAUUCUAUAUACAUCACUGAUGCGUACGUCUCGGCCGACACGGUGGAGGAUGAAGAUGGGGAGCUGCGGGGCAAGGAGGACCGGGAGCUCCGGGCGGUGUCAGAGAUAGACAAGAACCGCAUCACCUGGAACACGGAGAGACGAUGCUACAUGGAGACCUCGUCUGUCAAGGGCUUCCAAGAUUCCAUUGCCAAGACGCGCUACUGGCCGGUGGAGAUUUUCCGUCUUCCUCAGCCCUCAGGAGGAAAAGGAAAGAAGCAGAACCCUACUCCCUCUCAACAAAAUGUUAAGGAUGAUGAGGGGUCCAUCAGCUUCCAUGGAGUGGCCUUCAUCAACCUGGCGCCGCUCCUAUACCCUGGGGUCCAGCGGAUCCGAGGGGCGUACAAGGUGUAUGCAUACACUGAUCAUCUCCUGCAUGAAAAGACAAAACGCAAGGUGGGAAUUGCUGAAGAGGCUGCAAAGAUGGCGUUCAACAUUCUGAACAGGAGCAGUACAUCCCCCUCCCCAAAGAAAGUUGCCAAGGACAAGGAGGGGGACAAGAAGGAGGUCAAGAAAGGGCGGUCAAAUAGCAUCGUGCCCUCAGGUCAAGGUGACCUGCUCGAGGCGUCACAGACGGUCAAGUCGGACACGGCAUCAGAUGUGGACGGUCAAGCUGUGGUCAAUGUGGAGGGUCAGCAGUAUGUGGACUCCAAGGCCUACAUCAUGCUGGAGAUCAACCUAGAGCGCCCCUUGGUGCCCAAGAGACCACCAGAGGAACUCGCCAAACGAGUGGCGGAACUCAUUCCUCCCCGACCCUUGUUUCCCAAGAGGACAGAUGGAGCUCAAAGGUCAGUGGAGGACUACCACAACCAGAUCACCAGCGUCGCUGGACUCGUCCUGGAGGAGUUCCGAGAACACUUUGGUGACGACCUCAAGGAUCCCCAGACACAGACCAAUGAGGCAAUGGAGGGCAGGAGACAGAAGCUGAUCUAUGAGUUGAACUCCUCGGGGAAAUACUUCGCCUUCAAGGAGCAGCUCAAGCACGCUGUGGUCAAGAUCGUCCGGGAGAAAUAUCUCAAGACAUCAAACUUCGAAGACCGCCAAGAAUUACAGACUUUCCUCAGUGAGCUGUACGUGUACCUAGUGGAUCAGAUGCAUGUGGCUCUGGGUCAAGUCCUUGCUCUCGAGGACCAGCCCCCGGUGCCGGACCCACUCACGGACUCCGCCCAACUCAAACACUUCGCCAGGGAGGCGGAGGUCAAUGAGAACUUUGACCUGGCAGCCAAAUAUUACCAGGAGAGGAUCGCCCGGGAGAAGAACGAUCCUGGCAACUGGUUCGACUACGGCACCUUCUGUCUGUACAUCAACGACAUCACCAAGGCGGAGGAGUGCUUCAAGGAAUGCAUUGCAAUCAACCAGAGACAUCUACCAGGCCUGCUGUUGUAUGGGGUUGUCUGUACGCUGUCCGAGAGGAAUGAAGCGGCCGAGACGUUCUUCGAAGCAGCCACGUGUGUUGAACCCAGGAACAUCCUUGCCUGGACUAUGUUGGGCCUGUACUAUGACUCGGUGAGCAAUGAGAUCGGAGCGGAGAUGGCGUACCUCGAGGCCAACAAGCUGAACCAGGUGGCAGCAGUAGCGACAGCGAGGGCACUUCGGGAGGAAGAGAUGGAGAGAGACAGGGUGGAUGACGAGGAAGAGGAUAUCCCUGAAGAUGAGCCUGUCAGGGAAAUUGAAAACACUGAGGGAGGGUUGUCUAUUCCCAUGAUACCUGAGAUCAAACAGCCGACGCCCACCAGUGACAGGGGGAAUAGCUCUGCCAAGUCCACCAACCGCUUGUCGGAAAAGAGGGCGUCAGCAAUAGGGAAGAAACCAGCACCCCUACCAACAGGCCAGCAGAAGCCCAAGAGUCAGGAGAGUGGGGUCGGGCUUCUCUCACGCCCUGCCAGCCAGCAGAAGAUGGCCAGCCAGCGUGGCACCCCCCAGCCAGCGGAGGACGCCCCCGAGGACAUCCCUCCCCGCGAGCCGACGCCCAUCCCCGCCUCCAGUAUGUACAUGCAGGCUGUGGACUGGCUGCUGGAGGUCAAGGCUGUCCCGUUCACAGAGCGGGCUCUGGGCCACGAGCUGCUGUCCCCGAUGGGGGGACCGACGCCCGGAUACCACAUCGCGCUGGCCAAGCUGAAGCUGCAGAAGAGGGAGUUUGCUGCGGCAGAGGAGCAGCUGAGUGAAGCUCUACAGACGGAACACCAGAACCCCGACGCAUGGGCCUUGAUGGGUCAUGUGAAAUACCUGACCGGUGACACGGAGUCAGCCCGGGACUGCUAUGAACGAACCAUCACGUUUAUUGCCGACGCCUCUGAAAUGCACUCCAUCUACUUGAGACUCGCCUCUGUCUAUCUGCAGGAGGGCAGGUUCCAAGAAGCCAAAAAUACCUUCCUCCUUGCGUGCAAGAAAUCUCCCUCAUGUGUGUCGUGGCUCGGCGUGGGCAUCGCCUGCUUUAGGCUUGGUGAGCUGACUGAAGCAGAGGAUGCACUAUCUGAGGCCAACGUCCUCAAUAACAGUGACCCCGAGGUCUGGGGGUACCUCUCCCUGGUGUGUCUACAGACACAGAGGCAACUGGAGGCGGAGCAGGCAUACAAGUAUGCACUGAAGCUGAGUCUACAGGACAAUGAUCUGUUGAGUGAGAUCCACCAGAUGCAGCAACAUGUUGGAUUUGGGAAUCCCCAGUUUUAAAUCCUCGUCAUUCCUCAUAUCGACUUGCCAACAGAAAUAUGAACAUCAGCCUGUAGUUUUCAGGACGUCCAUUGUACAUUACUACUUAAUUGUUCCAUGCUUUGUGACCUAAUAUUGUGUUAAGGGAUACCAUUUGGUUUAUAUACUCCAUAUUUGAAGAUGAUUUGUUUCGCAUUUCUGAAUCACGUUAACUGCAUGAUUUCAACAACCUGGAUGUUGUGUUGUGCCCUUGAUAAUCGGUUUAAGUAUUACAGCCUUAUGUCUGUAACAAACUGCUUCAUAAGGCCACAAUAAUUUAAAUAUUAGAUUUUAAUCCCCCAAAAUUUAAAACUUUGAGGGGAACCCUUUUAUUGAUUACGUAAUAAUUGUGUAUACACACUGUCAAAUACCAUUACCACGGAUGUAGUCUCAAAAUAGGUCUCCAGCAACCCAUGCUUGCCGUAAAAGGUGACUAUGCUUGUUGUAAGAGGCGACUAACAGGAUUGGGUAGUCACGCUGACUUGGUUGAUGCAUGUCGUCGUAUCCCAAUUGCGUGGAUCGAUGCUCAUGAUGUCAAUCACUGGAUUGUCUGGUCCAGACUUGAUUAUUUACAGACCGCCGUCAUAUAGCUGGAAUAUUGCGGAGUACGGCGUAAAACAACAAAUCACAUGAAGCAUUAAUGUUUAGGACGGUGUAUGUAGUAUGUCUCAUCAAGUAACAAAGGUUUUUUCUUCAUCUGUGGGAGGGGCGGUCGGGUAGCCUAGUGGUUAAAGCGUUCGCUGGUCACGCCGAAGACCCGGGUUAGAUUCCCGACAUGGGUACAAUGUGUGAAGCCCAUUUCUGGUGUCCCCCGCCGUGAUAUUGCUGGAAUAUUGCUAAAAGCGGCAUAAAACCAUAUUCACUCACUCACUUCAUCUGUGGGUACUUGGGAACAGUAAAAUUAUUGAAGGUAAAGUGUUUGGUAGUGAAGCAAAGAUGACUCUCUAAUAAUUUAUUUAUUAUGGCCUAACUACAUUAAUAUCUUAAUUGAUUAUCUUAUAAUAAUAGAUAUACUCAUCAAUAACCAAAUCAACUGUUUGAUUAUUGUAGGAUAUUAUCAGAAAUCAUUUUUUCUUGAUCAUUCUUGAAUUAGCUCAGGCUGAAUCAGUUGCAAAGUGUCACAAAUAUUGUCUAUAUCCCUUAAACACCCCCACACCCCCAGUAUUUCUGUGAUAUUGUAUAUAGAACUGUGUACAUAAUAAAGAAAUCCUUGUUCAUUUUUGUGAAUCAUGUAACAUACAUGUAUGUAAAUAGAUUGUUGACACUUUCUUGAUGAAGAUUUGUUAUGUUAAGAACUUAUCUGUCUGGUAGUAUUAUGUAUUUAUAACUAAUAUUUAUAUGAACCAUGAUAUAAUAAAUGAGUGAAUUAAA